Acaulospora colombiana is the source of this 1162-nucleotide messenger RNA. The record is from the annotation of a GenBank genome assembly. NCBI's taxonomy places the organism in Eukaryota, Fungi, Glomeromycota, Glomeromycetes, Diversisporales, Acaulosporaceae.
UGCUGCUGAAGCUCCUGAACUUGCACCGUACGACGACUACCAAUACGAAGACGGGUCUCGCUUUGACAUCCUGUCUUCAGACCCGUUUCGCUCAGACCCAUUGCGUGCAGAAUCUCCUAUUCCUGUUCUCGACAUCGAAGAGGCGCCACCGGUCCCGCCGAAAAAUCGCCCGCUACUCAUCAGACCGCCUUCAAGACUCAUUAUCCCGGACGAGUUCAUCGUUGAAGUACAAAGUCCUACGUCGGAGGGCUCAAGGACACCGACUAGUGCGACUGUCGCCGCGAUGAAAUCCGCCUUCAAUCGGAUUACAACAACAGGAAAAUCCAGAAUACGACUACUCAGUUUUAUCAAGGAGGCUAAGUCUCCAAUCCUCGGAGAAAGCCCGAGGGCCUCUCCUCCUCAACUCAAGCUACCAACCUUCAAAACAGAUGAACCACUGUUUGACGCCACGUCCUUCCAGCUCCCUGAGAUACCCAUAGCGAAGAAAAAGAACAUGCGCGUGGAAGGCCCCACAGUUGGUCAUGCUGCACCACCUCCUCGCGUUCCAACUCCGAAAGCUGCUGCACCAGUAUUGGGCACCUUACCCGGCGCAUCGGCUUUACAGUUAGACUUGAAUGGGGACUUUGAAGGAUAUAUGCUACCAUCACCUGCAGAGUCUGUUCACCAACCGUCUCCGCAGGUGAGGGAGGCACCGAAUUGGAUCAAAGAAUUCCGUGCAGAGUUGGAGCAGCUAGCUGGAGAGGCUUUAAAUCUUACUACAUUCCCGGAUAAACUAGUUUUAGAGCUACCCGAGGAGCCAGGACGAAGCCAUAGGCGUACAUUAGUGUUUACAGACGCAGAGUUAGAAGAAUCUACUCCCGAGCUGACCUCCGAUUCUGUAUCAGAUCUAGGAAGACCUGCAAGACCAGCGAAACCUUCACGACCGAUCCCGCCUGUGCCACAGGAGUCGUAUAUUCGAGAACCGAGCGGAGUUUCGGGUUUUACCGACGCCUCUUGGUUCCCUCACCUAAACCGCGAGGCUCGUGCAUCAUACUCCAGCCUUCAAACAAUUAGUACAUUUGACCCAAGUCGGCCCAUUCCUUCAAUCCCUGAUCAGGAUUCGUAUAUCUCUUCGGACGACGAGCAUACCAUUGGCGCAGAGGCCAUCGAGCCCCAACCAUAC